UUAAAGGCAGUCAAUUCUCGCGAUACUACACGCAUCUCAUUUGAGCUAAACUGGAGGGAUUUCUGCAGUAGUGCCGAGCUGCUAACACGCUAGCAGAGCAGAGAUAACUUAUCUGCGACUAGCCUGCUCCUCUUUACUGACAAGAUAGCUCUGAGUGCACGGCAUCGCCAGUGACUCUCAAAAUGGACUUGGAAGAUGACACUACUGUGUUAACAACCUUGAAGUCCUUCAAUUCCUUCAUCAGCCGCUCUGAAAAUCCACAGCGGCUGUCAGAGAACCCAGCAGGGAGUGGGAACCUGCAGAGUCAGUACAAACGCAGCAUGGAGCUUUUGGAAGCAGCAGAGAGAGUUCAGUCUAAGAAUCGGUACCUGCAGUUGGACCAGGAAAAGAAACAGAUGGAGCUGAGUCACAAGCGAGCUCGUUUUGAACUUGAGAAGGCAGCUUCUGACAGCGCACGAGACUUGGAGCAUGAGAUAGACCGGAAUCAGGAACUUCUAGGGCGAAUAAAAAAGUUGGAGGAGAGAGAGACCGAAGCAACUAAGAAUCUGUCAGAGCAGAUGGAGGGAAAUCGUGCUCUUCAUAAGAACCUGGAGGGUCUGAACAAGAAACUGGAGGAGCGAGAUACUAAACUGAAUACAGCUAAUCAGACCAUCAGUUCUUUGAAGGAUGAGAUCAGAGAGCUGAAGCAGACGAUUCAAAAUCGAGACUCGUCAAUUUCUACUCAAACCCUGGAAAACCAGGAGCUACAGGAACAGCUAGAUUUACAACGCAGGAAGUAUCAGGAAGUCUCCCAACUUUGCCAAAGUCUCCAAGCUGCCCAGUCCUCUUGCUCGGAGCACAUAAUCAAGAUUAAGGAGUUGGAGAGGCGUCUUGCCCUCCAGGAGCAAGAUAUUGCCAUUGUGAAGACCGUUAAGUCAGAGGUGGCCAAAGUUCCAGAUCUGGAAAAGGAACUGAAGCGCCUCAGAGAUGAUAAUGUAUUUCUCAGGGAGAGUAGAGAGAAUUGCAGCCUGCUGAAAGAGGAGGUGGAGGGAUUACGGAGGAAGCUGGAGAGGAUGGAAAAAACCAAAGAAGAGUUGGUUAAUAUGGAACUGGAGAAGGAGAGGCUGGCUGAGAAGCUCCAAGCCUGGGAAAACCUUGGGCAAUCCACUGGACUCAACAUAAGGAAACCAGAAGAUCUGUCCAGGGAGGUGAUUCAGAUCCAGCAGAGAGAAAUUGCUCUGAAAGAGCAGAACUACACACUCCACAGCCGAGUGAGGAGUGUGGAGUGCUCGCAGUCUGAGCUUCGGUCAGAGCUGACCCAGCAGCGCAGCAAGACUCUGGAGGAGCAGAAGAAGAGAGAGACACAGGAUGCUCUCGUCCGUCGACUACAGAAGCGAGUGCUGUUGUUAACGAAGGAGCGCGAUGGAAUGCGUGCCAUUUUAGAGUCCUAUGACAGCGAGUUGGUGCCUACUGAGUACUCUCCCCAGCUCAGCAAACGACUCAGAGAGGCAGAGGACAUACUGCAGAAAACACAAAGCUACAAUGUAGAGAUGGAGGCUCAGCUGACCAAAGCACAGGAGGAAACGGGAGCACUUAAGCUGCAGCUACAGACAGUGGAGCUGGAGCUGGAGUCUCUAAAGAAACAACAUGCUGCUGCUGCUGCUGACAGCAACCCUUUAGUCAUCAAAGAAGAGGUCAACAUACUCAGACAAAAAAUUGAAGACUUAGAGCGAGAGCGGCAACGUUUGGAAGAGCAGAAUAACAUUCUGGAGAUGAGACUGGAGAGACACAACCUACAGGGCGACUAUGAUCCAGUCAAAACCCGAGUUCUCCACCUAAAGAUGAACCCCACCACUGCUGCCAAGCAAGAGCGCCAGCAGGAAGUGGAGGCUCUUCGGGAGGAGGUGACAUGUCUCAGGGACCUCGUGCGCUCUUUGCAGGGUGGAGGAGCUGUGUUGCAUUCACAAGACGACUCCAGUAUACACACCACCAGCCUCAGCUUCAGUUUGCCACCAUCAAAGGAGGUGCUGGAUCUACGUAAACAGAUGGAGAGCUCAGAGCUUAGGAACCAGAGGCUCAAGGAGGUGUUCCAGAGAAAGAUUCAGGAGUUCCGCACAGUCUGCUACGUCCUGACCGGCUACCAGAUCGAUAUUACCACCGAGAACCAAUACAGGCUCACCUCGGUCUAUGCAGAACAAAUGGAUGACUCAUUGCUCUUCAAAAAGGGCUCCAAUGGAAGUAUGCAGCUCAUGGAAACGGAGUUUUCCAAAACUCUGGGAGAGAUGGUGGCUCUUCAUCUGCAUCACCAAAAGAGCAUCCCAGCGUUCCUCUCUGCAGUGACCCUCGAGCUCUUCAGCCGACAAACCACAAUCUGACCAAAUUUGACAGCAUCUCAGACACAGACGUCGGUGUGUCAUGAAGUUGGGACAGGACUAAGAAAACACACACAUGCAAAACACCAGAGAAGCUUUAAUGCUUGACAUUUAAACAUUUGUUGAAACUGAAAAGGCCUUUACUGCGGGAAUGUUAUAUAACACAGAAAGAAGUUUUUUGCUGUGGGUUUGAUUUUGAUUACCUAUGAAUUCUUCCUCUUUUGAAUUUAGUUAAUGUGCCUACAUGUCUUUGCGUUAGUGUGAACACAAGAUGAGUGAAAUUUCUUCUUGUCAAUAAAGCGAAAUGGCAGAUAUAAACAUGAGGUGGGAAACAGGGGAGCUAUCCAUUAAAACUGAGAAACAAAAGGAAGUGAGCCGAGAAUAAAGCCACUUAUCACAGCAACAGUAUAGGAACUCCAGCUGGUGCUGCCAUAUGUCUCAUGAGAAAACAUAUUCUCCUGUACGGUACAUGCCACAUACUGUCCUUGUUUUUUUCACACACUCUUACAUACACAGCAUAUCUUCCAUCACGCCCCACAGUUCUCAGCUAAAGGUCAGAUUUUAGAGGUUUUCACAGAAGCCGUGCAGCACAUAUCACAUUCUCCUUCAGUGUGUUGUCCUGCAGCUUUAUCUUUGUUUCCUGCAUCCCAUUAAGCUACUGUACUUAUUUCUGUUUUGAAUUUGAAAUGCAAAUGGUGAUUAAUAAAACGUGUGUGCUGGUAA
This is a messenger RNA of Amphiprion ocellaris (clown anemonefish), 3074 nucleotides long. It is a transcript of the gene mad1l1, whose product is annotated as mitotic arrest deficient 1 like 1. The record is from RefSeq and is a predicted model, not a curated record. Bases 183 to 2354 code for a protein of 723 amino acids. Gene Ontology annotation, cellular component: kinetochore; mitotic spindle; nuclear envelope. The transcript has 19 exons. Lineage: Eukaryota; Metazoa; Chordata; Actinopteri; Pomacentridae. Gene Ontology annotation, biological process: attachment of mitotic spindle microtubules to kinetochore; mitotic spindle assembly checkpoint signaling.